AUUUUUAUUUUUUUUAAAUAACAUCAUCAGUGCACAAAUGCCAUAGGCUUCACUUCUUCUUCCUCCGUUGUAGCUUUCAUUCUGCUGCUUAUUCCGCUGUAAAUUUUGUGCUCAUUUCAAACAUUUACUGUUAAAUGUUUUCUAUUGGAAUGGGUAAUGCAAGAAGGGAUACCACUGUUUUAAGACAAAAUCAUUAAUAAAACUAAAACUGGGCAUUCUAUUGUUUAAAAUGCAGAUUCCUCUUCUCGCCCUCAUGGCUCCUCUCAGCAAUGUUGAGCCCUCUCCGUGUUUGUGGGAAUUGCGGUAGGCGUAUAGAGGGUCACUCUGGUUUUUGACCAUCCCCCGGCCAGAUUGACAACAUCCUAAUGGAGUGCCUUUAUGAAAUGCAGAGCUACAGGCACACGGUUCUCUGUCAAUGCGGCGUUUGCCACUGAAUAUGAAGCAGGAGCGCAGAGAGACACACACCCCCGCAAUGGCCUAUUCAGCAUGGUUAUUAUAAUGAUGAUCAUUAAUGAAACAUCCUCUACAGCCUCUUGCAUACCUAUUGCAGAUUUUUUUUAUUUAUUUUUUUGCUUGUGACAAUAGGCAUCUUGUCUUGCACACAUGAUCAGAAGUUAGUUUUGCCUUAGCGUUUUUGAUAAAAUAAAGGUGUUUUUUCCUUUUGUAUUGUGUUCUGCUCAGGUAAUCAGUAUGAUGCACCUCUGUGCAGCGCUCCAUCACAGACUUUGCGAAGUUUACGCACAACAUAAAAAAUUUAUUCGAAAUGAGUAACAACACAGGCAAACAAAAUGGUGGUUGCUGCUGGAUGACAGCAAUUCAGAUAGUCAGACACCAGCAUAGAGGAAAUCUGAAGGAAAAACGUAUUUGUAUCACAGAGCGGCAAACGCUGACAGCUGGUGUGGCUUUUACUAAUUGGAUCACAGUGUUUUUGGUGUCCCCAUUAUUAUAUGCUGGUGCAUUUUCCGUGAUUUCCCUGUAGCAGUCAUGGACGUGCUGGGCAGGUGGGCAUCUCCGGCUGAGCUAUCACGAUGAUGGGGUCUACAGAGAAGGAGACCCUGCUGAUUGCCUCAGGGCUUUUUGAAAGGUGUGCCGAGUGCACCAUGCCCAUGUGGGCCAGUUCUGCAGCCAUUGCAGGGUGGAGUCAGGGUUCGGUCUGUCGUGUCUGCAAAACAAGAUGUCGCUACUUCAGAAUUAUAUCAUUGGGCAGUGACUGCUGACAUCGCAGCAGAAUGCUGGAUUGUGGGCUGGAUUAGUGAAGCAGCUCAGCUUCCAUUCUUUACAGUUAUUUGGCUAAGGUGGUGUCUGCCUUGGAACCCACCCUCAAUGUUCAGGCUUGACCAUCAGUACAUGGGCUUAUGUUCCAGGAAUAACAUGAAAGCACUUCCUUUGUUUCCUCUGGAUAUUAGCGCAGUCAAAAAGAGCACUAAUCGCUAAAUACAAUACGGCUUUGCCCAAGGGUAUAAUUUAGGCACAAAUACUGUGUCAGUGAAGGUGAAAUUGGGGGAUCUAACCAGGUGAUUGGAGCCUCUGAUCAUUUAUCAUCAAACCAUAACAGCAGCACUUUGUACAAGUCCUGUCCUCCAGUCCUGUCCUCCCCCCCCAGGUCGGACAGACCCUGUGCCUAUCAUCCUCAAAUACGAUGUCAUGGGAAUGGGCCGCAUGGAGAUGGAGCUGGACUACGCCGAGGAUGCCACAGAGAAGCGGCGAGUGUUGGAGGUGGAGAAGGAGGACACGGAGGAGCUGCGGCAGAAGUACAAGGACUACGCUGAGAAGGAGAAGGCCAUUGCAAAGGCGCUGGAAGACCUGAGGGCCAACUUCUACUGCGAGCUUUGUGACAAGCAGUACCAGAAACAUCAGGAGUUUGACAACCACAUCAACUCCUACGAUCACGCGCAUAAGCAGAGACUGAAGGAGCUAAAGCAGAGGGAAUUUGCCCGUAACGUGUCCUCACGGUCACGGCGGGACGAAAGGAAGCAGGAGAAGAUGCUGCGCCGGCUGCAUGAGCUGGCUGAGCAGAGAAAGCAGCAGGACUGUGCCCUUGGGAGCGGCCCCAUGUUCAAGCCCACCACUGUGGCUGUGGAUGGUGAGGCAGGGGAAGAGGGCCCCUCAGAGGGUCUUUCUGCUGGAGAUCUGUGUACUGAGGGGCCCCCAGCCCCAGACAAGGUGCUUGCCAGCCAUGGUGCCCCCUCACCCAAGUCAGUGGCUGCAGCUGGCUUCUCCGUGAACUGUAGCGGAUCCUCACCCUCCUCUGCUGCCGCCCCAAUGCCCAAGGUCAGUGUGUCAUUCUCCUUCGCCAAGAAAACCCCGGUCAAACUGGAGACCGCAGCCGCGGUGUUCACGGACCAUGGGGAGGAGGCUCUGGUAGAGGAGGGCCAGGAGGGGGAGGAGGCAUCGGGGACACCAAGGGCGACCAGUGCAGAAAGCCCCAGCAUGGAGGAGGAGGAGGAGCAGCAGCAGCAGCAGCAGCAGCAGGAGGUGGAUGAAGGGAGCUCCCUGGCCUCCACCCUCUCAAAAUUGAAGAUGAUGAUGAAGAAGGAUGAGAGCGUCUCGGGCCAGGAGCCCCAGUACUAUCACUAUGUGCCGCCAGCUCACUGUCGCGUGAAGCCAAAUUUCCAAUUCCUCGUUUUCAUGAAGGCCUCAGACCAGACCGGGAACCAAGAGGAAGAAGAAGAGGAGCAGCAGCAGGUGGCAGGCAGUCCUGCGCAGCAGCAGAGUGAUGAUGACAAAGACAAAAAAGAGCCAGAUGCUCCACCCGAGUUGCCGGUCUUGGAAUCUGCCACUGCUGAAGCCCCCCAAGUGAAGGCUGAGCAGGAAGGUGCUGAAAAGGAGCCCCCAGAGAGCAGCCGCGGUACAGGCGAGCCUCACGUGGGACCCCGCCUCCUCACGGGCCCCUUCUUCCCUGUCCUCAGCAAGGAUGAGAGCACCACCCUGCAGUGGCCCUCUGAGCUUUUGGAGUUCACACGUGCCCAGCCGUCAUUGUCCUAUAGCUGCAACCCACUCUACUUUGACUUCAAGCUCUCACGCAACAAGGGAGCCCGUGCCGGGAAACAGUCCAGCGCUGCUGUAUCCGACGGCAAGUCGGAGCCGGCUGAGGGGCCCGGGGACCCACUGGCCCCAGGCUCCGGCACGGACAAGGGGGAUAGGAGGGAUGGAGGAGAGGACAACCAGAAGCUUCAGCACAGCAGCAGCAAGAAGAAGAAGAAGAAGAAAAAGCACAAGAAGUCUGGCAAGCGCCUGAGGCGAAAAGACCGGGAUAAAGGGGCGGGAGAGGGAGAUGAGGGGGAGGCUGCGGGGGAGAAAGGGAAGAAGAAGAAGAAGAAGAAGAAAAAGAAGCACAAGCGAAAGAAAAGCAAGAACAGGGUGUCCGAAGAGGAGAAGGGCAAGGAUGAGGAGGGGAAUGUGGAGACCUCCGAGGCCGGCAAGAGGAAGCGGCCAGUGAAGGAGGAGCCUGGGAAGCAAGGGGAUGAGGAGGAGGUGGGGAGAGGCGCUGAGAAGCCCGGGACCUCGGAGGAGCAUAACAGCGCCAAGCGGCAUAAGCCCGACCCCAGGCCUGCGGACCCCCUGAGCGGCUCAGCGUCCUGCCCGGCACAGAAGCGGAGCGGCAAGCGGGGUAGCAGUGACAGUGAGGACGGCGGCUCCUCCCACCGCUCCCACCGACACAAUUCCACGUCACGGCAGCGGCACUACAGCGAGGACUCAGAGCGUUCCCGCAGCCGGUCGUCACGGCGGCGCAGUCAGCAACAGCGGCGGCGCCGGGCCAGAGCGCGCUCAUCCCGCAGCCGCUCUUACUCCAGCAGCUCACAGUGGUCCUCCGGGGGCAGCAGCCGCUACAGCCGGCGCAGCCGCAGCUACAGCGACAGCUACAGUGACUACAGCGCCUACAGCGAGGACAGCCGUCACUCCAAGCGUUCCUCUGAUUCGGAAUAUGGCCCCCGGAGGUCCCGGCACCGCCGCCGUUGCUACUCCUCGUCGUCCUCGGAAGCAGAAUCCAGCCGCUCGCGCAGCCGCAGCAGCCGUCCGAGGCGCCGGCGACGCAGCAGCUCCCGCAGCUCCGGCGGCAGCAGCAGCGCCCCCUCCUGGAGGCGCGGCAGCUACAGCCGCAGCCGCAGCUCCGUCAGCCGCUCCUCCAGCUCCAAGGGCUCCCCCUCCCGCCGCCAGCAUGGCCGUGCCGGUUCCAGCCACCGCCGCGACUUCAACCGCUCCCGCAUCUACCGCUCACAGUCUCCGCGUUCCUCCUCCCGGGGUGUCCCUCGCAAGGACUCGUCCUGGAAUAACAGCUCUUCUGUGGGCCACCCCCGAGGGGGUGGGGGCAGUAGCACCAGCCGCACCACCGCCAAUAGGGGAGGUUCGAGGGAGCGCAACUCCCUGACGGCCAGGCAGUUGCUGGAGAAGGUUCAGUCACGCAAGGGUCCGGAGGAGAGCACCACGGGGGUCAAGGCAGGGGUCAAACCGAAGGACCCUCCCCAGGGCUACUUCGGGCCCAAGCUGCCACCCUCCCUUGGGAACAAGGCUAUGCUGCCUCUGUUUGGGAAGCUCCCAGCAGGCAGGAAGCCCACGCCGUCACUGCGCCGGCCAGAGGAGGUGGAGAAGGCAGUGUCAGGCGAGAGCGCGGACACUGGGGGCGAAGUGAUCCUAGUGGAGCCCAUUCGGGAAUUCCCACCACCCCCUCCACCCCCUCCUCCCCAACAACUGGAGGAAAGUCCGAAGGCUGGGGUAAUUCAGGACCCCAUUGGGAUGCCCCCUGGUGAGGCCCAGGUUCUUCCAGAAUCCGGCUUGUACGAGACAGAGCCAGGCUUGCUGGUUCAGUCAUACCCGACCGAGCCAGGACAAGAAGCCCCCACCCCGGGACUGGAGCCCCUCCUGCCAGACAUGCAGCAGCAGCACCAACAGCAGCAGCAACAAACACAGCCCCUGCACUCCUAUCCCGGGUAUGCCCCCCUUGGCAUGGAAGAAGAAGACCUGGGCAUGGAGACGGAGGAGGACUCCUCCCUGGCUCCCCUGGAGAGCCAGCCCAUCACCUUCACCCCAGAGGAGAUGGAGAAGUAUAGUAAGCUGCAGCAGGCAGCCCAGCAGCACAUCCAGCAGCAGCUGCUGGCCAAGCAGGUCAAGAGCUUCCCAUCGGCAGCGGCAGCGGCAGCGGCGGCAGCAGCCGCACAUGCCGUCAGCCUGACCCCCGCGCCCCCUCCCCCGGCCCUGCAGCAGAUUCACAUCCAGCAGCCGGCGGCCUCCCCCUCAGCCACGUCCAUCACCACCGUGCAGCACGCCAUCCUGCAGCACCACGCCGCCACGGCAGCUGCCAUCGGCAUCCAUCCCCAUGCUCAGCACCCCCAUCCGCACCAGCUGGCUCAGGUGCACCAUAUUCCUCAGCACCACCUCACCCCCAUCUCCUUGUCCCCCCUUGGUCCGACUCUAGGCCACUCCCUGGGGCAUUCCCUGAUCCCCGCCCACCCUACUGCCUUUCUCUCCGGACAGCCUAUCCACAUUAUACCUGCUUCUGCCCUGCAUCCAACCCCAUUGGCUUUGCAUCAUGUCCCACACGCGGCUCUCUACCCCACGCUCUUCGCGCCCCGCCCCACUGCGGCUGCUGCUGCCGCAGCCCUGCACUUGCAUCCCCUUCUGCACCCCAUCUUCUCUGGGCAGGACCUCCAACACCCUCCAAAUCAUGGCUCUUGAGGGCAAGCUGUCACACAGGGCUGCCCGGGGCAGGAGUGGAGUUCGCACUGGUGGCCACACCCACACCAGCCUCUUUAUUUCCCCAGCCUGACAGCCAUGUGGCCAACGCAGAAGAGGCCACAGUUGCCUAAGAGCCUGAAAGCAACACUGGUCGUCCUUGGGUAUGUGAAACCAGUCUGCUGUCUUGGAUGGGACCUCUGGUAGUGUGGUUUGCUGCGUUGUGAUGGUGACCUACUGCUGGAGGGGAGGGGAGGGGAGGGGGGUGGGGGUUCAAACUUCUACAUCUCCAGAUUCUGAGCAGGACCUGGAAUCUGGAUUUUCACUGAGGCAGAAGAAUGGAUUUGCUGGAGUUUUGGGUGCAGGCACAAUGAGAGAAAUUUGCAGACUUUGUAGAAAACCAGAACACUGGAGUAUUUUUAUUGUUGUUGUUGUUCCUGUUGUUGUAGUUGAGAUUAAUGUAUCAAGUUUGUUUCCAACAGCCAAAGAGAUGCAAUGGCUGAAGCCAUAAGUUGGGUUUGGGAUGCAGUAUGUGAAGAAAGUAACAAAUAAGGACCUUACAAAAUACCUGACCUAAAAAUAACCAGCAAGUUAAUCCUGAGGGGUCCUUAAGGAAAUAAUAAAUAAUAAAUGGUAUUCUCUAGCUAACUUUGCUGUUAUCAGCAUAUGGCCGUACAAUGGUCUUGUGUUUGCUUCAUCCUUUUUGUAGUUGUGAAAAUGACGUAAGACACUUGAGUGGAUGUUACAUCCCAUUUAUAUUAACGUGUCUUUCAGCCUACAUCUAGUCAAAACGAAUAGUGGUUUACGAGUUCUGAUUUCAUCAAUCAUAUUUGUCAGUAAAUGUACAAAUAUUGCUAACUUAUUAACUCUGUGUAAUUACUUUCAACUGGCUGUGUGGAAUAGACCACAGAAUAUAAACUGAUGACAAGGGCUCUCGGAGUUUAAUUCCCCAAAGCACAGUACCGCCCUAAAAUCCACCUUGGGUAAUAAAAUGCCCUUCCAUGUACACAGAGACACAUAAACACUCACAUGGAUUAAAAGGUCAUACUCAUUGUGAAACAUUGAUUGCACUGAAACAGUACCAUGCUGCUUUUGUAGCAUGUAACUUAUGAUUGUAGGGUACUGCAAUUUUUUUUUUUUCAUGAAUGGUUUUUCAGGUGGAUCUUCUGAAGCAGCAUGUUUUUUUCCCUCUGUAAAUAUGGAUGCUGUCAUAUAGAUGGCUGGAAGAGUUUUUGGUUUGGCCCCUAUGCCUAAUGAAAUGUAAUAUACAAGGACUGUGAGACAAAAUUAAAACAAGUACUAAGCAUGUGUAUUUUAGCAGAACUGGUACUGUUCACUAUAUAUAUAUAUAUAUAUAUAUAUAUAUAUAUAUAGCGCAAAAGUCAACUUUUGAGUGUUGUAUGAAUUUUCUUUCAAUGGUUAAACACCUGUAUUGCCUAUCCUGGCUUUUACAGGUAGUUAACAGCUGAGCACUGUGCCUUCUGCUCCACCCCUCUUGUACAUAAAGACCAGCACUUGAGAUAUGACAGUUGUAAGCAAAGAUGGAUAAGGACAUAUUUGUCUGUGUUUCUCUGAUCCAAAAAGGAAAAAAAAGAAAAAAAAAGUCUCAUCAGCUGCCACUAGAGGGCCUCAGCUGUUUGGCUGAGCUUUAGGAGAGCUCUGUCACCAUACACCAGGGAUGCUAAACCCUGUCCCUCAGGGCCAAAAGACAUUCUAGGUUUUGCUCCGCUCAAGCCCUUUGUUGCAUUAUGUAACAUGUUUUGGACUGUAAAUCACCUCACCUGGGCUUCAGUGUCCAUCAGGUGCUAAAAUGUUCUUGUGCCCAGGGCUGGGCACCCCUGCCAGUUAAAGAAAUGGGCCUGUGUGCAGCUGGGGAAGGCAGUAGUGUGUGAACCUGCUGGUUCUGUGUGUGAUCUGGUUUUUGCUCCUGCUGAAUUUAAAGCAUUAUUUAUGACCUUUCAUCACAAGCUCAUGUGCUCAAGGCUUAUUGCUGUAAAUAAGUGUACAGUGGAAGGAAUACAGUAACAUUAUUCAAAGCAGUUUUAUUGAACUGUCAACAUCUGACUGCAAUAUUGCUGUAAAAUGCUUCUUUAUAAUAAAAAAAUUUAUGGAA
This is a messenger RNA of Paramormyrops kingsleyae, 7783 nucleotides long. Its product is annotated as G patch domain-containing protein 8-like. The record is from RefSeq and is a predicted model, not a curated record. Gene Ontology annotation, cellular component: nucleus. Gene Ontology annotation, molecular function: nucleic acid binding. NCBI's taxonomy places the organism in Eukaryota, Metazoa, Chordata, Actinopteri, Osteoglossiformes, Mormyridae.